Messenger RNA from Archocentrus centrarchus (flier cichlid), 1323 nucleotides. Its product is annotated as protein lifeguard 3-like. The transcript has 10 exons. The record is from RefSeq and is a predicted model, not a curated record. Gene Ontology annotation, cellular component: Golgi apparatus; membrane; endoplasmic reticulum. Bases 1 to 975 code for a protein of 324 amino acids. Gene Ontology annotation, biological process: negative regulation of apoptotic signaling pathway. Lineage: Eukaryota; Metazoa; Chordata; Actinopteri; Cichliformes; Cichlidae.
AUGGCUCCCCUCUUCCCCCACCUCCAUCUUACAGUCCCAGUCCUGGCUACUGGGACCAAGGGUGUGUCUACCCACCAGCCAGCAUGUGUCAAGGCCCUGGCUUCCCUCCAGCUGGGAUGCCCACCACAAUACCGACUCUGUGUGCUGGACUGCCUGCCUCCAACCCAGGUUCUGAGCGAGUGGCACAGUCUUGAAGUAAUCACACCCUGCAAUAAAUUUAGAUUAGGUGUAAUAAGGAUAAAUUACCACUUGACUAUUCCCAAUUCUGCAGGAGAGAUGGACGAUUUUUUCAGCACCCAGUGGGAAAGCACAUCUGUUCGGCAUGCCUUCAUUAGAAAGGUUUACUUAAUUUUAUCCGCACAGCUUGCCGUCACCUUCUCAGUUGUUGCUGUCUUUACAUUUGUUGACCCAGUAAGGAUGUUUGUCAUUCAAUACCCUGGUAUCUACUGGGCAUCUUUUGUGGUUUAUUUUGUGGUUUACUGCAUUCUCAUCUGCUGCAAAGAGCCAAGGAGGCGUUUUCCAUGGAAUCUUGUGCUGCUUGGAGUAUUUACUCUUGCCUUGUCUUACAUGGCUGGAGCAAUUUCGAGCUAUUAUGAAACCAAAGCAGUGUUUAUCGCCAUGGGAGUAACAGCAUUAGUCUGUGUGGCUGUGACAGUCUUCUGCUUCCAAACCAAGGUGGACUUCACCUCCUGCGGGGGAUUCAUCUGUAUUGCGGCUGUUCUGCUCAUGAUCAUUGGGAUUGUUACAGCCAUCGUCCUCAGCUUCCAAUAUGUCCCCUGGCUGCAUAUGCUCUACGCUGCAAUUGGAGCCAUCGUUUACACUCUGUUUUUAACGUACAACACCCAGCUUCUCAUUGGAAAUCGGGAGUUGGCCAUCAGCCCAGAGGAGUACGUCUAUGGAGCACUUUCUCUUUAUGUUGAUAUUGUUCACAUCUUCCUGUUCAUCCUUCAAGUCAGUGGAGCUGCGACUGAAUAAACCAGUGAUUGUCAAGAGUUUGGACUUAGUGUAUACUGUAUUUGCUGAUAGACAUUAAGCAAACUGUGUAUACGUGUGUAAAUCAGAAUGGUUAUUACUUAUUUUCUACAUCAGUAACACUCGAGCACUUUGUUGGACUGUAUGUAGCAGGACUGCAGCUGCAAAGCUUGCACUUACCAAGUGUGAAUGAAGAGUCACUUAAGCUUUGCACAUUUAUAUAGUUCUAAGUUAAUAUGAAUAUUUAAUAUGUGCAUGUUAAAGAGUGUAGUAGUCUCAACUAUUACUUCUACUGAACCUCCUUAAGUGAUUCUGCCUCAAAAAAAGGGGACCAAAGUCAUUUACAGAUUA